This is a messenger RNA of Sparassis crispa, 1398 nucleotides long. Its product is annotated as glycoside hydrolase family 5 protein. Lineage: Eukaryota; Fungi; Basidiomycota; Agaricomycetes; Polyporales; Sparassidaceae. The transcript is spliced from 16 exons. Gene Ontology annotation, molecular function: beta-glucosidase activity. Gene Ontology annotation, cellular component: extracellular region; cell surface. Gene Ontology annotation, biological process: glucan catabolic process. The record is from RefSeq and is a predicted model, not a curated record. The coding region runs from base 1 to 1398 and encodes 465 amino acids.
AUGCGCUCCUUCUUCGGCCUCGCUGUGCUGCUUGCCUCGCUCCACUAUGUUUGCGCUGGCCUGCCGAACAAAAUCUACGGCGUUAACAUUGGCGGGUGGUUGGUCCUAGAGCCGUGGAUGCUCCCUGCUGAAUGGCUGGAAAUGGGUGGAGAGAUCUGCUCCGAUUGUUCACAGUGUAUCGGCUCAGAGUAUGCGUACGUCAAGGCCUACCCUGACAGCGCCGACGAAGCAUUUGCGCAGCAUUGGUCUACUUGGUUUACGCAAAGCGAAGUGGCUACCCUAGCUUCCUACGGCAUCAAUACUGUUCGCAUUCCACUUGGGUAUUGGAUCGUUGAACAGCUCGUUGAUCGGGAAACUGAGUUUUACGCCCGUGGUGGAAUUAUGUACCUGCAACAAGGCUUGAAAUGGUUGCAAGACGCCGGCAUCCAAGUGAUCCUCGACCAUCAUGCGCUUCCAGGCGUACAAACUAGCGACCAGUCAUUCGCCGGAAACUGCACAUACAACGUCCAGUUCUAUACUGAAUACAACUACCACCGUGCGCUUGUGUGGACCGCAGUGAUGACAACGCUAUCACACCUGGACCCCAACUUUGGUUCUGUUUUAGCCAUCGAAGCCGUCAAUGAACCUAUCAUGGACGCAUCCGAAACUCCGGGCUACGGCACAUUCCAGCAAUACUUUGUGGACACCGUCCGCGCGGUGGAGCUCAUCCUCGGGAUCCCCGUGCCCGGCCUGGCGCUCGAUACGCCUGUCGGCACUACAAACAUGAGCGCGGCGCUCGUGCAGGUUGGGAACUCGAGCAGCAUGGUGUUCAACGAAGAGGUGAAGUCGGCGCUCGUGGAAGCCGCGCCAAUCCUCGCCGAGCUCGCUGUGCAGCUCUCCGUCCCGGCGAUAUUCGACUUCGCCUCGGCGUCAAAUCAGCGGGAAGCGCUAUGGACGACGUUCAUGGAUGUGAAUUGGCAGCGUGACGACCCUCCGAAUCCUGCGUAUGCUGCGAAGGGGCCUCAGGGAUACGACAACCAUUUGUACUACAACUUUGGGGGUGUGGCUGAUCCCAAUCCGACUGCAUACAUGGAAAGCAUCUGCAACCUCCAGCGCGUCCAGGCUGACGCGGCGCUCGGCGACAGCCCGCUCUGGUUCGGCGAGUGGGGCCUCCCGACGCAGUUCAACGCGACAGACCAGUUCUUGUACCAGUGGGCGGACGCACAAAAGCUGGCGUAUAGCGUGGGCAAGGGCUGGAUAUUCUGGAACUUCCAGGUGGAGAUCUCUGAGCUAGCCGGAAACCUCUCCAGGCAGUGGUCUUAUAUCGAAGGCGUGAAGCUUGGAUACUUUACGCAAGACCCUGCGGAGUACCAUAAUGCCAGUGUCUGCGCCCCAUAUAUAAGUGCUUCAUCUACGUGA